[Candida] anglica is the source of this 2262-nucleotide messenger RNA. The record is from the annotation of a GenBank genome assembly. NCBI's taxonomy places the organism in Eukaryota, Fungi, Ascomycota, Pichiomycetes, Serinales, Debaryomycetaceae.
AUGAUUCGUGGAAUUACAGUACCUCGUGCAAAUGUUGCCCCAGCAAUAUGUGACCCAGUGCAAUGGUCUGGAAACCUGCAAUUGGCUAUUAACAAUGGAUCGCUGUUGACGGUACUUGAUCCUGUACUACCAUCACUUCAUCUGAGUAUCGUUUCGCCCCAACUUUCUACUAUUCAUAACGGUAGCGAUUCAGGUUCCAACAAGCGCGAGAAAUCCCAAGCAGUACUCGACGCGCGUGUCUUGUUUGAUGUUACCGGUAUACUUCACGCGGAAGACAUUUCCACUUGGGAGCUUCGUAAAUUUCAAAACAUCGAAGUUUCAACCUAUGAUGAGCCAUUUUCUUUUGGUAAGUUCGCAGAUCCUUCUAUAGUUGCCCAUAAGUGGUCACCACUUCUGUCCCAAAGUAAGAAUGCUUACCUUGCCGUUCUUUUAAACACGUCCGAAUUGCUUAUUUUAGAAAGAACCGCGUCUGCAACCACGGCGUACUCCAUUAAAUACAAUGUAUUUGACCAACUUGUUAGUGAGCUAAACCUUGAAGAUACGAAUGAAAUCAAAGUUACAAAAGAUCAAUAUCUUUCCCUCAAGGUUGUGAGUUUUGAUAUUACAAAGAUCAAUCGCUCUGGUUCAUCUCUAAUGAUCUUGUCUUUAGGUUUAGCCGAUGGAUCAGUUUCAGUAUAUGCAAUGUUGGAUACAGGUCUCCAGAAAUUGGGUAAUAUCCCAUUUGACCCCAAUUCACCUGUGAUAAAGAUGGAAUGGUCAGAUUCGAUCACUGAACCUGGAUUAGAUGGCACUUUUCUUCAUAGCGCUUUUGUUGCGGUGGUGACAUCUUCAUUUGAAGUUCUGUCAAGAAGGAUAUACUUUUUUGAUGAUUAUAUUCAUUAUAACGAUAAGGCUACAGUUCAAGGAAGAUCACGUUAUAUGGUAUCACAAUUGCACUGGCACGGUGACCAUAUUAUUGUUGCAGAUACUAGGAAAAUUACAGUAAAUUCCGCGCAUGCUGAUGGGUUUUACACUCAAACAUACGAAUUAUCAAACAACUCGUUGGUUACAGGACUUAUAAUGUCGCGCCGUAGUGCAAACAUCUUGGAUAUCCAAGUUGCACAUGAAAGUGGUCAAUUUGACCAUGUUAGAUUUGAUAUACUACUCCCAUAUGUUUCACCAUAUCAAUUGGUGGAAAAAUCUUCGCUUUCCCCUCUUAAAAGGUUUGUAUCACAGUCCUUGUAUAAAUUUCAACUUUCCAACUCGAAUGCCGUGGGGAAUGAAGACAAUACAAACCAUCCAUAUCUUAAUGAUACUGUUGAAGGGAAAUUUAUAAACUUUGGAACAAAACUCCAUGAUGGUGUGAUUGCAAUUGUAAGCAGAGUAGUACCCAAGAGGGCUCUCAAUUAUACUAUUCUAUCUAAGGCAGAUUUCCAUGUUGAUUUCAUUCCACUUCAUACUUUGUAUCCACCCGAAACAAAGUUUAAAGAACACAUUGAACCAGGCACUGCCGUUGGUUGGUUUAUUCCUUUUUGGAUAAAAACUUUCCAAGAAAUUCCUCAAAUACCAGUAACUCAAUUAGAUCAACCAGAAUUGAUAAAGAGUUACCUAGACAAACUUGAUGCGUUUAAAUCACAAUAUUUUUCUUCAGGAAUCCCUAAUUUUGCCUUAGGAUAUGAUUUUUAUCAAGGCUUAAUGAUAAAUUUUAGUAACAAUGAAGAUGUUUUCCAAUUGCAAUUACGUUACAAUUUUAAUAAUAUCCUGUUGAAUACGUUUAACUUAAUAUCAAAUAAUGAGUUAAUUAAUGAUGCCAUCAAAUCGAUUAAUAUCGAAAAUUCAGAAAUUGAACAAACCAUAUUUAACCAAAUCGGUAAGAUUGUUUUAAGUGCUCAAAGUAGCGAAUUUGAAUUGGAUAAUUUCAUGAGAUUAAGUUAUUACGUAUUAUCUACAUUCCCAGAGAAAGAAAGUUAUUUCGAGAGUGAUCAAAUAUCAAACGAGUCAGAAGUAACCAUCAACACCCAGUUCUUAAGUGAGAGCUUUCGAGUUGAUACUAACGCACCUAUUACCCGUAAUCUGGUCAAAUCAUUUACAGAGCAUGAAUGGAGUAGAUGUAAGUUGACCUUAUUACCAUUGAUUCAACUAAACAAUAAAACGAGCGAGACUGGCUCAUUUAAUUAUGUUUUAGAUGAAUAUUAUUCUGACAGUUGGUUGGUUAAAGAAUUACUCGUAAACCUAAACUAUUGUGCCUACAGUGGUAAUAGAACCUUUAAGAAGAAGAAAUAG